AUGCCGUUCACAAAGUUCGCCGAGCUCCCCGCCGAGCUCCGCCUCAAAGUAUGGAACGAAGCAGCAGCUGGACCCUCAAUACACAUCUUUGAUGUCUGUUUCCCGUCAUGGCGGGGUACUGAUCGAAGCAGACGGGCCUUCCAGUCGAUAGAAGGCAAUAUUUCAGAAGACAACCACGCCAGAUGGACAAAGUACAGAGACUGCGUCUUCCUGGAUGCCCUCGAAGCCGGGCCGGCAGAACUUGCGCGGCAGACGAGGAUUGCGAGACAUAUGCGAAAUCCAUCCGUCUACAAACAACGACAGACGAUGCGGCUAGUCUGCUCUGAAGCCUCGGCAGCGGUAGAGAGGCGGUUGAAGGGACGGAGCAUGAACUCAGUCUAUCUUCCCGGCCGAAACCAGAGGAUACAGUACGACAAUGAAGAGGACGUGCUGCUCUUGCGGUUCGGAGACGGCGGUGCUCUCACAGAUCUCAGCCACGGGGUUCUAUUCGGCGAGUUUGAGGCGUCCGGGGUGAAUAACCUGACUGAGGUGCUCGAAGGGCCGUGGAGCGCCGAGAUGGCGGAGACGUUGCGUGAUGCGCAACUCAUCGCUCUGGAUAUUGCGGAGACGUGGACGCCGGCGACGGUUGGAGCGGCGAUGUUUGAAGAGGUGGCGUACUUGGCGUGUUGCAUACAACGAGGACUUCGAGUACUGUACUUGGUUGACCAUUGCCCCGGCCGAUGUACCCGUUGCGAGAAGCAGAAUAUCACGAGAUCUCAGCUCCAGACUCGUGGUGAACUAUACGAUCAACUUCACAGUCGAGAUAUGGACGCGGCUAGACUGCGGCCAGCGGAUGUGAUUCAUGGCGUGGGCAAGACAUAUCGGGAAGUCUUUGAUUUGGAGGGCAUGGGUUGGUCGGACGAGCACCCGAUCUACAUGUUUGCGAGGGUGAUGGACGAAAUGAUCAGGAACCAGCAGGCAGACGCGGAUACGCAGGAUUUCGAGGGGAUCAGGGUGUUGCUGGUGGAAGACGAUGAGUUGGAGGGCGUGGACAACACCACGAUGAUGGAUUGUUUUCCGGACGGCCGUUCGGAGGUCGCCAAUGAGGUUUUGAACAUGAACCUACGGUGGUCGAGCUAG
Messenger RNA from Colletotrichum godetiae, 1119 nucleotides. RefSeq lists its product as uncharacterized. The transcript has a single exon. Lineage: Eukaryota; Fungi; Ascomycota; Sordariomycetes; Glomerellales; Glomerellaceae. The coding region runs from base 1 to 1119 and encodes 372 amino acids. The record is from RefSeq and is a predicted model, not a curated record.